UCCCUGAUAUUCGACGAGGUGUAUCUGUCCAAUGCGAGUGUAGCUGAGACCAGCACGAAAAACAUCAACAACAGUUUCACUGUGAUAACCCCGUUCAGGAAACUAAUCCUGUGUGCGGAGAAUAGAAAUGAGAUGGAAACUUGGAUAACUGCGCUGAAAUCUGUCCAGAAAAUAGAGAACUGUGAGACGAGCCAGCUGAACAUGGAGCAUUUCUCGGGGAUGCACAACUGGUACGCCACGUCGCACGCCCGUCCCACCUUCUGUAACGUCUGCCGCGAGGCUCUGCCAGGGAUGACCUCCCACGGCCUCUCCUGUGAAGUUUGCAAAUUUAAAGCUCACAAACGAUGUGCUGUCCGGGCUGUCAACAACUGCAAGUGGACCACACUGGCGUCUGUGGGAAGUGACAUUAUUGAGGAUGAAGAAGGGGUGGCCAUGCCUCACCAGUGGCUGGAGGGGAACCUGCCAGUCAGUGCUAAAUGUGGGCUUUGUGACAAAGCAUGUGGCAGUGUGCGGAGGCUGCAGGACUGGAGGUGUCUCUGGUGCAAAGCCAUUGUCCACAACGUGUGUAAAGACACCCUUGACAGGAAGUGCCCACUGGGGCAGUGCCAGCUCUCCAUCAUCCCUCCAAUCGCCCUGAACAGCGUGGACUCGGACGGGUUCUGGAAGGCCACCAACACAGCGUCCUGCACCAGCCCUCUCCUUGUCCUGGUCAACUCCAAGAGCGGUGACAACCAGGGGGUGAAGUUCCUCAGGAAGUUCAAGCAGUUGCUGAACCCAGCCCAGGUGUUUGACCUGAUGAUUGGCGGACCACACCUUGGCCUCCGGCUCUUCCAGAAGUUUGCCACGUUCCGUAUUCUGGUGUGCGGGGGAGACGGCAGCGUGGGGUGGGUCUUGUCGGAGACGGACAAGCUCAGUCUGCACAAACAGUGCAAGCUGGGGGUGCUGCCACUGGGCACGGGGAAUGACCUGGCGCGGGUGCUGGGCUGGGGCGGCCUGUGUGAUGAUGACCUCCAGUUGCUGCAGGUGGUGGCCAAGCUGGAGAGAGCGGCCACCAAGAUGCUGGACAGGUGGAGCGUGCUGACAUACGAGGCAGCAACCAAGCAUCCUUUUCCCAUGGUGACCGAGGACGAGAGCCACAACUCCCAGGUUCCCAUAUCUCAGUACGCCAACUUGGUUGUCUAUCACUUAACAAAUGUCCUCAAAUCUGACCAGCACGCUGACGUCAUCUCCUCGGCCAGGUUCCUGUGUCAAACAGUCAGCAACUUCACGGCUGAGGUUGGCAAAGCCUACAAACAGGUUGAAGAGAAUAAGGAAGAGGCAGACUCAAUGACAAACAAGUGUGAAAUGUUGACCCGGAAACUGGACUCGUUGGUCAAGGCUCUGAGUGACGAAUCUCAGGCACUGAUUAUCCCCGUGGGAACCUCUCCUCCAUGCUCGGCCGGCCAGGGUGAGAGCAAAGCUGCUGAAACCGGAGGCAAACAAGACAGCAGGUCAGAUGCUAACUCUGCUCCCAAAGGUUUCAAGUCGAAGGAAGAGCUCAUGUUGCGAGCCAACAGUUUGAAGAAAGCUCUGAGGCAGAUCAUCAAGCAAGCAGAGAAAGUGGUUGAUGAACAGAACAAGCAGAGCCAAGUGACGCACGGCUGCUGCCCGCCCAACGCCAACCCACCCGUCUUCAAGAGCGAGAGCACAGAGGAGCAUGGACAAGGACACAAGAACACGGAGACACGUAAGUAAAGCAGCUUCUCUCUGACCGUGGACAUCCCCCUCCGCAUCAUCCCCACCACCGCACCCUGUCCCCGACAGCUCACAGUCCCAAUCACCAUA
This is a messenger RNA of Amblyraja radiata (thorny skate), 1824 nucleotides long. RefSeq names its product diacylglycerol kinase delta-like. The record is from RefSeq and is a predicted model, not a curated record. The transcript is spliced from 14 exons. Gene Ontology annotation, cellular component: plasma membrane. NCBI's taxonomy places the organism in Eukaryota, Metazoa, Chordata, Chondrichthyes, Rajiformes, Rajidae. Gene Ontology annotation, molecular function: ATP-dependent diacylglycerol kinase activity. Bases 133 to 1734 code for a protein of 533 amino acids. Gene Ontology annotation, biological process: signal transduction.